CACAUGUGACCAGAGAGGGUCAGUGGGGGGGCGGGCUGUCGGACGCCGGGUAGCUUUCCAGCUUUAGCUAGUCAAAUGCAAAACCUGCCGUGGAGUAAUAUCUGUCACGUUGUUCAUUUUUUACCACGGAGAGUGAGGCUCGACGGACAAAGACACCGGCAGCCAUGUCGUACUGCAAGCAAGAGGGUAAAGAUCGCAUCAUCUUUGUGACCAAGGAGGACCACGAAGCGCCCAGCAACGCUGAGCUCAUUGCCGAUGACCCCAAUGAUCCAUAUGAAGAACAAGGUCUGAUCCUGCCUAAUGGAGACAUCAACUGGAACUGCCCAUGCCUGGGGGGCAUGGCCAGUGGACCAUGUGGUUCUCAGUUCAAGGAGGCUUUUUCCUGCUUUCACUACAGCAAGGAGGAGGUGAAGGGCUCGGAGUGUAUCGACAACUUCCGUAACAUGCAAGAGUGCAUGCAGAGGUACCCUGAGCUCUAUCCCCAGGAGGAAGAUAAAGAAAGCUCCCAAGCAGAGGCCAGCUCUAGUUCUGUCUCCGCCGCCCCGACUGAGGGCUCUGCCUUACCCCCUGAAACUGACUCUACCCCAGCGACUUCAACAUCCGACAGCACAUCGCUCAUAGACAAUCAGACUGCCAGCUAAGGUCCAUCUGUUGCUACCCAGGGUACUCUGUGUGCAAGCACUGCCCAGCAUAACUGACUCUCCAUGAGCAGCUGUGAUUGGUCUUUCCUCCUGUUUAAGUCUACAGAGAGGACUUACUGAAAUAGCUCUGAUGCUCAUGGGCAGAAUUUACAGGCCAUCAGAGAAGGACUUUGUGACUAAAGAGAAACAUACCGUUAUGUAUAAAAGUAUAGGCUACUUUGUUUUGCUGAGAACUCAAAAGUCAUUGAAUAAAGAAUAUGAUUUAAUGACAGCAGGCCAAGCUAUUUGCUGCAGGGACAAUAGUUGAAAGACUCACUUUAUAUGCAAUUGGAAUUUAAUUUGCUGUGUCAUGUCAGUCAGAAGAGCUUGUUUGUUAGUGUUCAUUAUGUCUGUUGUCUUGUUCAUUAAGUAAGGAAUGUCACUUAGCGCUGAUUUAUCACUAAUCAUUGAAUGGAUGGAUGGAUUAAAUUUGUCAGUAAUAUUAACAGUAAUCACUAGAUUAUUUUUAUUCAAGCAAUGAUCAGCUUUUCUAAGGAAUUUAACCUCCACUCAAGACAGUUUUGACACUCAACUUAAGUUAGUCCCUUUGCUUUCCAUCACGUGAGAGACCAAAACACAGGUAAUUGGUAAGAAAACAAAUACUACUGUUUCAGCUGUUCAGUGACCAUAAAAUUGAUAUUAAGAGAUGUUUUUAGCAGUUUGUUGACAUCUUGUAAAAACUUCAGGGUCUCCAUCUGUUGCUGUAUGAGCUCUGGUCAUCAUAUUUGUCAAUUGACACUGUAUCUGGCCUAGGCCAAAGUUGCUUGUCACAUUUAACUGUCACUGCAUAAAUGUUUUUGUUGUCUUAACACUGUCUAGAUGUUUCCAUUUGGAUGCGUUAGUUGCCAUUCAUUAAAAUUCAGGCCUUAAAAGACUAUGGGUUUUUCUCAAAUGUCCACAUUAAAAUGAUCGUCAAACAAUUUCAA
This is a messenger RNA of Etheostoma spectabile (orangethroat darter), 1606 nucleotides long. It is a transcript of the gene chchd4a, whose product is annotated as coiled-coil-helix-coiled-coil-helix domain containing 4a. The record is from RefSeq and is a predicted model, not a curated record. NCBI's taxonomy places the organism in Eukaryota, Metazoa, Chordata, Actinopteri, Perciformes, Percidae. The transcript has 3 exons. Gene Ontology annotation, biological process: protein import into mitochondrial intermembrane space. Gene Ontology annotation, cellular component: mitochondrial intermembrane space. The coding region runs from base 165 to 641 and encodes 158 amino acids. Gene Ontology annotation, molecular function: protein-disulfide reductase activity.